GUGGUUUUAACACUGCUGAGGCGCAGGACUUUAAAUCUGACGAGAUUAAAUCACGGCCAGAUCUGGAGUUUUACGAUUAAUAACGACGUGUGGUGUAAAUUAACCCACAUUUGGGCCGUUUUAUUCUGGAUCGGGGCACAAUCAACGAUGUCUACCAUCCUGCUCUCCACCAUCGCCGGGGAAAGACUGGCCGCUUCGAGGCAAACCGCCCCUCAGAGGAACACAGAGACUCUCUCUCAACUGAAGCACACGGGAACAUGCCGAAAUCUGUUCGGACCCGUGGAUCACGACGAGCUGAAGCGAGAGCUGACAUCCAAACUUCGUGAAAUAUCUCGACGAGAUCAGCUGAGAUGGAACUUCAAUUUCAGUGAAGGACAUCCGCUGAACGGGGGCUUGAAGUGGGAGGAAAGUCCAGCUGAGGACUGUCCGGAAUUUUACAGAGAAAAGACUGUCCUGCCAAAGAGACCAGUGGACUUCCCCACGACAGAGAGAAUCGCAAAUGCCUCAAAAUUUGAGAGUCGUUCAAUGAAAGUUUUGAAAAAGACAGUAAUGAGUAACCGAAGAAAAUUAUCUCGCAAAACGGUCGCUCGCGUCCAGACGAAGAGACUCACAAACCUGCGCAUUACAGAUUUUUAUGGAAAGCGAAAGAAAACGGACAGCGUCCACAAGGAAAGCAGAGAUGUGGAGUGAAACCGCAU
Pimephales promelas (fathead minnow) is the source of this 698-nucleotide messenger RNA. RefSeq names its product cyclin dependent kinase inhibitor 1Cb (gene cdkn1cb). Gene Ontology annotation, biological process: negative regulation of cyclin-dependent protein serine/threonine kinase activity; negative regulation of mitotic cell cycle. NCBI's taxonomy places the organism in Eukaryota, Metazoa, Chordata, Actinopteri, Cypriniformes, Leuciscidae. The record is from RefSeq and is a predicted model, not a curated record. Gene Ontology annotation, molecular function: cyclin-dependent protein serine/threonine kinase inhibitor activity. Gene Ontology annotation, cellular component: nucleus.